Molecule: messenger RNA, 2073 nt
Organism: Linnemannia hyalina
Lineage: Eukaryota; Fungi; Mortierellomycota; Mortierellomycetes; Mortierellales; Mortierellaceae
Source: the annotation of a GenBank genome assembly
AUGUGCGGAAUCUUUGCUUACCUCAACUACCUCACUGCCGUCGAUCGCCAGUCCAUUGCCGAUAUCCUGACCCAGGGCCUCAAGCGUCUCGAAUACCGUGGAUACGACUCUGCCGGUCUUGCUAUCGAUGGCGAUAGCGACGGAGAGGUCUUGAUCUUCAAGGAGGUCGGAAAGGUCGCUUCCCUCCAGAAGCUCAUCCAGGAACAGAACACCAUCGACUGGACAAAGACCUUUACCUCCCACUGCGGUAUGGCCCACACCCGCUGGGCUACCCACGGCCAGCCCUCGCGCAUCAACUCCCACCCCCACCGCUCCGACACCAAGAACGAGUUCACGGUCGUCCACAACGGUAUCAUCACCAACUACCGCGAGCUCCGUCUUGUCCUCGAGAAGAAGGGAUACACCUUCGAGUCCGAGACCGAUACCGAGGCCAUUGCCAAGCUCGCCAAGUACAUCUGGGACUCCCAGAAGGGCAACAAGACGCUCACCUUCACCGACCUGGUUAAGGGAGUCGUCAAGGAGUUGGAGGGUGCUUUCGCCAUGAUCUUCAAGUCUGUCCAUUUCCCCAACGAGAUCGUUGCCACCCGCCGUGGUUCCCCUCUUUUGAUUGGUGUCAAGACCCCCAAGAAGCUCAAGGUCGACUUUGUCGAUGUCGAGUUUGGCGGUAUCGCCGAGGAGAUCCCCGCCGAGGUUGAAGGAGCCCCCACUACCUUUAGCUCCCUUGAGGUCCCCAAGUUGCGUCGCAGCGAGUCCCGUGCCUUCUUGAGCGAGGAUGGCCUUCCCCAGCAGAUUGAGUACUUCUUGGCCUCUGACCCCUCAGCCGUUGUUGAACACACCAAGACCGUCUUGUACCUCCUCGACGACGAUAUUGCCAACAUCCGCGAGGGUGAGCUCCGCAUUCACCGCCUCCGUCGCGAUGACGGUAUCUCCUCGAUCCGCUCUAUCCAGACUUUGGAGAUUGAGUUGGCCGAGAUCAUGAAGGGUUCGUUCGACCACUUCAUGCAGAAGGAGAUCUAUGAGCAGCCCGAGUCCGUUGUCAACACCAUGCGUGGCCGUGUUAACUUUGACACCCACAAGGUCACCUUGGGUGGUCUCAAGACCUACUUGCCCACCAUCCGCCGCUGCCGUCGCAUUGUGUUCAUUGCUUGCGGUACCUCUUACCACAGUGCUCUUGCCACUCGUGCCAUUUUCGAGGAGUUGACCGAGAUCCCCGUCUCGACCGAGUUGGCCAGUGACUUCUUGGAUCGCAAGACCCCCAUCUUCCGUGACGACGUCUGCGUCUUCAUCUCCCAGUCCGGAGAGACCGCCGAUACCAUCCUUGCCAUGAGAUACUGCCUCGAGCGUGGUGCCCUUUGUGUCGGUGUCACCAACACUGUCGGCUCCUCCAUCUCCCGCGAGUCCCACUGUGGUGUCCACAUCAACGCUGGUCCUGAGAUCGGUGUCGCCUCCACCAAGGCCUACACUUCCCAAUUCAUUGCUUUGGUCAUGAUUGCCAUCCAGCUCUCCGAGGACCGCACCUCGAUGACCGAUCGCCGCAACGAGAUCAUUGACGGACUCCACGCUCUUCCUGGACACAUCAAGGAGGUCUUGGCUAUCGAUCAGGAGCUCCAGCGCCUUGCUCGCGAUGUCUUGCACAAGGAGAAGUCUUUGCUCAUCAUGGGCCGUGGUUUCCAGCACGCCACCUGCUUGGAGGGAGCCUUGAAGAUCAAGGAGGUCUCGUACAUGCACAGUGAGGGUAUCCUCGCCGGAGAACUCAAGCACGGACCUUUGGCCCUUGUUGAUGAGAACAUGCCCGUCAUUUUGAUCAUGACCCGCGACUCGUUGUACCCCAAGGUCCGCUCUGCUUUGGAGCAGGUCACUGCCCGUAAGGGUCAGCCCAUCAUCAUCUGCAACAAGGGUGACGAUGCCAUCAACGCCGAGUCCAAGACCAUUCGUAUUCCCCAAACCGUUGACUGCCUCCAGGGUCUCUUGACCAUCGUCCCUCUCCAGCUCUUGUCUUACCACUUGGCUUGCUUGGCUGGUGUCGAUGUCGACUUCCCCCGUAACUUGGCCAAGUCUGUCACCGUCGAGUAA